This is a messenger RNA of Neltuma alba, 681 nucleotides long. RefSeq names its product transcription elongation factor SPT4 homolog 2. Gene Ontology annotation, molecular function: RNA polymerase II complex binding; zinc ion binding. Gene Ontology annotation, cellular component: nucleus; DSIF complex. Lineage: Eukaryota; Viridiplantae; Streptophyta; Magnoliopsida; Fabales; Fabaceae. The transcript is spliced from 5 exons. Bases 50 to 400 code for a protein of 116 amino acids. The record is from RefSeq and is a predicted model, not a curated record. Gene Ontology annotation, biological process: transcription elongation by RNA polymerase II; transcription elongation-coupled chromatin remodeling; regulation of DNA-templated transcription.
GAAAGAAAAAAAGAAGAAGGAAAGAAACACAUCACGAAAAGAAAUCCAAAUGGGAAGUACGGCGGCGCAAAUUCCCAGUAGCUUUGGCCAUGAGCUGAGGGCUUGUCUUCGUUGCCGCCUUGUCAAAACCUAUGACCAGUUCAGGGAAUCAGGCUGCGAGAAUUGCCCAUUCUUUAAGAUGGAGGAAGACCAUGAGCGUGUUGUUGACUGCACAACUCCUAAUUUUAAUGGGAUAAUUUCAGUCAUGGAUCCAUCUCGAAGUUGGGCUGCACGUUGGUUGCGAAUUGGAAAAUUUCUUCCUGGUGUUUACACUCUUGCUGUUUCAGAGGCUCUUCCUGAAGAAAUGCAGGCUAUUUGUGAAGACGAGCGUGUGCAGUAUAUUCCUCCCAAACGCUUAUGAAGCGUUUUUAUCGUUGCCUUGACAUCAAAUGAACAGAAACUGAAUUGCCUUAAUCUGUAGUAAAAUGUAGGUUUUCAUGUUCAUAGUUAGUUUGCUGUACUGUGUACUUUUGACAAAAGUGGUUUUGUGCUCUGAGCUACUUAGUUUCUCUUAAGAAUGAACUGAAACGAUUACUGAAAACCUGACAUGCUAGCAUGCAUAAUGGUGCAUAAGUUCAAGUCAUGUAAUGAAGGUGCGCAUUAUUUACGUAAAAUAUUAAAUUAAAUCUAUUAAUAAGUUGU